CUACACGGAGCGUGGAAUGUCAAUGUGGAACUGCUAUAAGGCUACCUAUCUUUAAUUAGCAGAUUUUAUCUUUUAACUUGAACAAAACGAUGCUUUAAAGAUAUUUGCCUGUGCCGUGGGACAGUAUUUGGGUUACAACUGCGUGAGCAAGUGCUUUCAGCACCAGGAGCACGAUGGAGGCUAGUUCUGAGUCUGACACAAUUCCAUCUCACACAGCCACUCUUGCUGGAUCACAACCUCUCUAUUCCCCGCAGACCUCCUCCAAUGGUCACAUCCUACUCCCUCUCUCCCCUCUUUCCUUUCCCCCAUCCCCCUCUUCCCUUUCUCCCACGACCCUAGAAUCCACCCAGUCCUCCCCUCUCUCUAACUCAUUCUCCCACUGCUCAGAUGAACACAAUGCACACUGCCAUAGCUCCGCCUACUCAUCAGACCAGGACGACCUCACCUGUCUGAGCUGGCUGCAUCAGAGGGGAAGCAACCUGCUCCCCCUCCAGCCGCUGCCCAAGAUCAGCCUGCUCUCAAAACAGCCGGAGACGCCUCGGGCCUUGUCGGCUGAAUCUCUCUCCCCCACCUUGAACAAGCCCCCCUACUCGUUCAGCAGUCUGAUCUUCAUGGCGAUAGAAGACUCGCCCAACAAGUUGCUCCCGGUGAAAGGGAUCUACGAGUGGAUCGUCAACAGCUUUCCGUACUACGGGACCGCCGCCGGAGGCUGGCGGAACUCUGUCCGCCACAAUCUGUCUCUGAGCAAGAGCUUCCGGAGGAUUCAGCGGGACAAAAGCCAGUCAGUAGGGAAGGGGUCUCUGUGGUGCGUGUGUCCAGAGUACCGAGCCGCCCUGCUGGAGGUGUUGAAGAAGACCCAUCACUACCACAGCACCAACAGCAAUCUGCUCAGCGUGCCGGGCCUGUUGGAAGGAGCUGACUAUGGGACUUCUAUGGUGUGCGAUUCUGUGGACAUUUCUGAUUCCCUCUCCCAGUCCCUCCUCCUGUCCGCCCCGUCGUCCCACAUCCUGACCUCCGACAACCCGACGCUCUUUGAGAACUCCUCCGGCGCUCUGACCCCCGACCACGAGGAGCUGGUCACCAUGGAGUCUGUGGAGGAGGAGGAGGAGGAGGAGGAGGAGGAGGAGGGCAGCGGGGAGAUGGAGAAGGACCCCCUGUCCGACAGCGGCUACAUCGAGCUCCACUACUACCAGUGCCACCAGUACCAGUACCUGGUGCUGCCCGGGGAGGCCGAGCUGGACCUGGAGUCGGUGGAGAUCCUCCAGCUGGACGCAGAGGCCCAGGAAGCAGCCGGGUCCCUGCUGGACCUGGCUGGUGGCUGGCACCAAUGCCUUUAACGACACACAGCUACACGGCAGACAUUGUCCAACGCAAUGAAAAAAGGGUUUUGAUUCUCCUGUGUUUCCCAGAUGCAGCAUCGGUGGUGAUUGUAAAACAUUCUGCCAGCUUUAUGUGUUCAUUUGACUACUGCCUUGUGGUUUGUACCUUGGUACGAGCCUAUGUAUAAUAUCAAUUAGCUUGUAUCUGAUGCACUCAUGAUGACACUAUAGAUCACAUGGCAUCAUCAUGUAUUCCCUCUGCUAUUGAAGUCAGAGGCACUUACAGGGGUGAGGUGCUGAUUUUUUUUCUAGAACCCCCCCCCCCCCAAAAAAGGGUGAUCAGAGAUAAUGUAAUAUUUAACGCCAGAAGAGCAGGUUCAAAUAUAGCUCUCCAAGUUCAAACCAAUAAGUGUUGAUCUUCCUACUUAAAUUUUAACAAAUAUGGGAUGUUGAAAUGAAAAAGUUACUAGUUACUAACUUUAAAUCAUUAAUUUGUUGCUGAAAAGAUGGAAAAACAUAAUCAACUAAUCAUUAUUAUGUGUGUGUCCAUUUUAUUAAUCAGGUUUAUUUGUUUUUAAAUUGUAAUGACCAUUCACUGCCAUUUAUUGCCACUCCCAAAUGCAGAGUUCAUCAGAUUUUCUUUCUGAAAGCUUAAGAGUUGUCUCCAAAGUCAACAACUAAGCCUCAUCAUCUUUGUGUAUGUUCAUAGGGAAAUUAUGGUUAGUUCAGUUGUCUUUUGCUGGUUGAAA
Gadus chalcogrammus (walleye pollock) is the source of this 2068-nucleotide messenger RNA. RefSeq names its product forkhead box protein N2-like. Gene Ontology annotation, molecular function: DNA-binding transcription factor activity; cis-regulatory region sequence-specific DNA binding. Bases 174 to 1337 code for a protein of 387 amino acids. The transcript has 5 exons. Gene Ontology annotation, biological process: regulation of DNA-templated transcription. Gene Ontology annotation, cellular component: nucleus. Lineage: Eukaryota; Metazoa; Chordata; Actinopteri; Gadiformes; Gadidae. The record is from RefSeq and is a predicted model, not a curated record.